Poeciliopsis prolifica (blackstripe livebearer) is the source of this 1712-nucleotide messenger RNA. Its product is annotated as ADP-ribosylation factor-like protein 14. The transcript has a single exon. Bases 67 to 672 code for a protein of 201 amino acids. Gene Ontology annotation, biological process: intracellular protein transport; vesicle-mediated transport. Gene Ontology annotation, molecular function: GTPase activity; GTP binding. Lineage: Eukaryota; Metazoa; Chordata; Actinopteri; Cyprinodontiformes; Poeciliidae. Gene Ontology annotation, cellular component: cytoplasm. The record is from RefSeq and is a predicted model, not a curated record.
UUACACCAGGCCGGAUAUGCAGCUGCCCCUCACACCAUUAAAGUGUCUGUGCGAAUCCACACCGCCAUGGGCCAUCCGAUCUCCAAACAACCACAGGUUCAAGUCCUUCUUCUGGGCCUGGACAAUGCUGGAAAAUCCACUCUUCUCUACAAGCUGAAGCACAACGUCAGCGUCUCCACCGUCCCGACGAUCGGCUUCAACGUGGAGAUGCUGGAAGCCAGAAAGAACAGGAAGAACAUCUCCGUGACCGUGUGGGACGUCGGUGGCCAGGGGAGGAUGCGCGAACACUGGCAGGAGUAUUACCAAAACGCGGCAGCCGUCGUGUUUGUGGUGGACGCCUCGGACUUUGGGCGCAUGGAUGAGGCGCGCGGCGAGAUGGAGAAGGCGCUGCGCAGCGACCAUCUGCGGGGCUGCCCGGUCCUUCUGCUCGCCAACAAGCAGGACGUGAGCGGUGCGCUGACCGUCACCGAGAUGAAGGACAAGUUCAACAUGAGGAAGACGUGCGCGGGUCGAGACUGGCUCGUUCAGCCGUGCUCCGCUUCGACGGGGUUCGGAGUCGAGGAGGCCUUUAAGCGAGUGGUUCACAUGGUCAGACUCCCCUCUGAGCCUGGAGCCGUCAAAGACAAUAUCAAGGACACGGUGCACUACCUGCGAUCGAAUAGCAAACAAUAAGCUCACUGUGUAUGAUAUGUACCUCUUUUAACUUAUUUGCGCCAACUGCGAACUGAGAAUCAUAUCAUGCAAAUGAUUGUUCUGUGCAGUUCACAGAACAACACAUGUCAUAAUAAGUGACUUUUUAAGCUUCCUGCAUUAGUCGUGUUUCACAGUUUUUCGAUUAUAAUGACAUCGAAUACUUUGUUUUGAUUAUUCAAUUUUCUCCUCGAUGUCGACACUGAAGACGCGCCACACGAGUGGUCGUUAUGCCCACCUUCCUGGUUCUGGAUGCUCUUUAAAUAGUCCGUUUGAAAUAUGAACGCACAAAGUGUAGCUACGUUGUUCAAUUGACAUUUUUUGAAAACUGUCAUUCCAAGCGCAUGAAGUGCAAAAGAAAGCUUUUGGGUUUUCGACAUCUGAUGCUUGGAAAAAUCUUGGACUGACCAGCAUGGGCAAGAAAAUAUUGCUGAUCAGUUUAAAGUUGUGGCCGCUGAGACGUUUAUUAAUUUACCACUCCGUUGUGAAAUCUUAUUGAACUGUGGUGCUGCUAUCCUGCCCAGGUUCGUAAACGAGAUCUGUUAUCUCAAUAGGGCAAAAACAGGUUAAAUUAAAAAUGAAAGUCAUUCGCUUUUGCCUCCAGUUUAUUAGAAAUAUUUAUUGCUACAAUAUUUAGACAUUGUUUUACUGCAAGGAGAAACCUAACCUGGUUUUGUCUUGUUUUGCUGUAGAAAGAGAUGUCAAAAGGGCAAAAUGAUAGAGGAACGUUUAAAUGUAACUUAGUUGAAUAAACAUAAAAAACCCAUAAAAAUAUGUUUGAAAUUUCUUACUGCAUUGCAAUAUUUUGAAUAUCAUACAUAAUUUAUGUUCGGAAAUACCGAUUAAAAUAUAAUGGAAACGUUAUUAAUUUUUAAACAGUGUAUGGAAGUUAAAUCAUCUUCAGAGAGACAACCAUAAUACUGAAAUAUUGUCGCAGCAUCAACUAUUUCAAGCUUGAGUCGGAAUAAUAUUAUUUCAACUUCAACAGAGCAGCAGAUGUAACUUCGCUCAACAUUUUCAAU